This is a messenger RNA of Oncorhynchus nerka (sockeye salmon), 2391 nucleotides long. RefSeq names its product RNA 2',3'-cyclic phosphate and 5'-OH ligase (gene rtcb). The record is from RefSeq and is a predicted model, not a curated record. The transcript is spliced from 12 exons. Bases 94 to 1998 code for a protein of 634 amino acids. Lineage: Eukaryota; Metazoa; Chordata; Actinopteri; Salmoniformes; Salmonidae. Gene Ontology annotation, molecular function: RNA ligase (ATP) activity. Gene Ontology annotation, cellular component: nucleus; tRNA-splicing ligase complex. Gene Ontology annotation, biological process: tRNA splicing, via endonucleolytic cleavage and ligation.
CUGAUUUGCCGUAGUUGUAGUUUGUUGGUUCAGAACUGAAUCAGACACUGCUGAAAUAUAAGUGGAAUAAACAGCUAGCUACAUAAUCAUAUCAUGAGUCGAUCGUACAAUGACGAGUUACAAUAUUUGGACAAGAUUGACAAGAACUGCUGGCGAAUCAAGAAAGGAUUCGUCCCAAAUAUGCAGGUGGAAGGAGUGUUUUACGUCAACGAGUCCCUGGAGAAGCUGAUGUUUGAGGAGCUGCGUAACGCGUGUAAAGGAGGAGGUUUUGGUGGGUUUCUCCCUGCCAUGAAACAGAUUGGAAACGUUGCAGCUCUACCGGGUAUAGUCCAUAAGUCCAUCGGCCUGCCAGACUGCCACUCAGGGUAUGGGUUCGCCAUUGGAAACAUGGCUGCCUUCGACAUGAGCGACCCCAACGCUGUCGUAUCCCCAGGUGGUGUGGGGUUUGAUAUUAACUGUGGAGUGCGUCUACUAAGGACCAACCUAGACGAGGGAGACGUCCAGCCUGUCAAGGAGCAGCUGGCUCAGGCCCUGUUUGACCACAUCCCUGUAGGAGUCGGCUCCAAGGGAGUCAUCCCUAUGACCGCCAAGGAUCUAGAGGAGGCUCUAGAGAUGGGAGUGGACUGGUCCCUCAGAGAAGGCUAUGCCUGGGCAGAGGAUAAGGAGCACUGUGAGGAGUAUGGCAGGAUGCUGCAGGCCGACCCCAACAAGGUCUCCUCCAAGGCCAAGAAGAGAGGCCUGCCUCAGCUGGGUACUCUGGGGGCAGGGAACCACUACGCUGAGAUCCAGGUGGUGGAUGAGAUCUAUAAUGACCUGUCCUUAUUCCAGCUGGGUACUCUGGGGGCAGGGAACCACUACGCUGAGAUCUAUAAUGACCUGUCCUUAUUCCAGCUGGGUACUCUGGGGGCAGGGAACCACUACGCUGAGAUCCAGGUGGUGGAUGAGCUCUAUAAUGACCUGUCCUUAUUCCAGCUGGGUACUCUGGGGGCAGGGAACCACUACGCUGAGAUCCAGGUGGUGGAUGAGAUCUAUAAUGACCUGUCCUUAUUCCAGCUGGGUACUCUGGGGGCAGGGAACCACUACGCUGAGAUCCAGGUGGUGGAUGAGAUCUAUAAUGACCUGUCCUUAUUCCAGCUGGGUACUCUGGGGGCAGGGAACCACUACGCUGAGAUCCAGGUGGUGGAUGAGAUCUAUAAUGACUAUGCUGCUAAGAAGAUGGGCAUCGACCACAAGGGCCAGGUGUGUGUGAUGAUCCACAGUGGCAGCAGGGGGCUGGGCCACCAGGUGGCGACAGAUGCCCUGGUUGCCAUGGAGAAGGCGAUGAAGCGAGACAAGAUCCAGGUGAACGAUCGUCAGCUGGCGUGCGCCCGUAUCUUUUCAGAGGAGGGACAAGACUACCUGAAAGGAAUGGCCGCCGCCGGCAACUAUGCCUGGGUCAACCGUUCCUCUAUGACCUUCCUCACACGACAGGCGUUUGCCAAGGUGUUCACCACCACUCCUGAUGACCUGGACAUGCAUGUGAUCUAUGACGUGUCUCAUAACAUCGCCAAGGUGGAGGAACACAUGGUAGAUGGGAAACAGAAGACUCUACUGCUGCAUCGCAAGGGAUCCACCCGGGCCUUCCCUCCACACCACCCCCUCAUCCCUGUAGACUACCAGCUGACAGGCCAGCCGGUGUUGAUCGGGGGCACGAUGGGCACCUGCAGUUACGUCCUGACGGGCACGGAACAGGGCAUGACGGAGACCUUCGGCACCACCUGCCACGGCGCGGGUCGGGCUCUGUCUCGGGCCAAAUCCCGCAGGAACAUCGACUUCCAGGACGUGUUGGACAAGCUGGCCGACAAGGGUAUCGCCAUCAGGGUGGCUUCACCCAAACUAGUCAUGGAAGAGGCUCCGGAGUCGUACAAAAACGUGUGUGAUGUCGUCAACACGUGUCACGAUGCCGGAAUCAGCAAGAAAGCCAUCAAACUACGACCCAUCGCUGUGAUCAAGGGAUAAGGCUGCACCACUCUGCUAGUGACGCCAUUGGCCAUGGCACUCCCUCCAGGAGCCAAUCACCAGGCAGACAGCUGGCGGAGGAGCCAAUGGGGAAGUGUCUAGACUGCGAGUGAGCAUGUCCGUCUUCAAAUCUUCAGAGACUGACUUGACAAGGGAUCGGUUUCCCUCCGCUCCACUUCCUGUUUAUGACCAGUAUGAUUAUUUUGACAUGGGGGGGUGAUUUGUCCGUUGAGUGAUCAAUUUAAUUGGACCGGAUGGGCUCUUUAAAUAUUGUAAAGUCUGAGAGGGUGAAGUGUCUUGGGUUUACUUUUCAUUCAUGGCAAAAUCACUGUGGAAUAUAACCUUGAGAUUCAGGUUAACCACAGAUAAUAAAAUACAAGACGACAGAUUUAA